ACGUGUUAGCAAUGAAAAGCUGCUGCUGUUCUGCAACAUAGUUGCCUUGUUCACCUCGUAUUCCCUACCUGGGUCUACCCGAGCAAGCCCGAAGUAUGGAGAAAUACGAAGACCUCUUCAUUAUAGGGCAGGGGCAGUAUGGGACAGCGUACCGAGCACGCGACAAGCACGAUGGGCACCUCUACUGUAUUAAGCGAAUCCCUAUGUCUGCAAAGGAUGACCAUGCAGGGGCGCUUCGCGAGGUGCAACUCCUUGACUCGCUUGACCAUCCCAACAUCAUUCGCUAUCGGGAGAGCUUCGUGGACAAGGAUGGCGCACUAUGCAUUGUCACCUCUUUCUGCGAGGAGGGCGAUUUGUUCACUCGUAUCAGGAAGAAGGCGUCGCAUAAGGAGUACUUUUCAGAAGAAGAGGUUAUGAACAUGUUCGUUCAGAUUGCGUCGGCCAUCAGCUAUAUCCACUCCAAGCGCAUCUUGCAUAGAGACCUGAAAACCCAAAACAUCUUCAUCGCACGCGGUGGCAUUAUUAAGCUGGGCGACUUUGGGAUCUCCAAGGUGCUUGAGCGGACCGACUCGUUCGCAACGACUGUGACGGGCACACCGUACUACAUGGCACCCGAAAUCUGCACAAACCAGCCAUACACCUACAAGAGUGACAUCUGGUCGCUGGGCUGCGUGUUGUACGAACUCUGCACCCUCAAGCACGCCUUCGCAGCGGAUAGCCUGCUGUCGCUGGUGUAUCAGAUUGUGCGCGGCAACUUCCCGCCCAUUCCGACUGACCAGUUCACUCCUGGACUCAGCGAUCUCGUGAACCGCCUUCUGGCUCGGGACGCCAACACGCGCCCCUCCCUGGGAGAGGUGUUCAAGCUGCCGUACGUGCAGCGGCACCUGGACCGCUUCAAGUCGGAGGAGCAGCGGCGCAACCUGAAGCAGUCGGUCAGCAUGUCGCGCAGGAGGCAGCUGCUGGAGGCGGUGCCGGGAUCCGCCGAGAGCGACGCAGCCCUGACGCCCAAGCAGCGGCUCGAACGGAAGAAGGCGCUGGAUCGCGAGCGUCGGGAGCUGGAGAUGCGGGUGGCGGCCAUCUCGGCCAACAAGAACCGUGAGCAGGCCGCAGCACGCAAGAAGGAGAUGAUCUACGGCUCCAACGUGGCCCUGCCGGGCGCCAAGCAGCCGCAGGCGCCGCAGCAGCAACAGCAGCACUACGCGGGCGGGUUCGAGGACGACGAUCUACCCAACAUGGGCACCAUGCGGCUGGGUGAGGAGACGACCACGACGCGAGGGCCGCCCACACGGCCGGGCAGCAAGGGCAUCUGGGAUGUGGACGAGCCGGGGCCGGGCCCGGGUGCGACGGUUAACCCCUACGCGGCGACCCUGCCCUCGCAGGCGCGGUUGCAGCAGCAGGCGCAGCAGCAGGCUGGUGCAGCGCAGCGGCCGUACAUGCCGCAGGGCACCGCGCGGGGGAGUCCACCAGUGGGCGGCCCGGGCCAGCCGAGCGUCUCCUACGGUGCCACGCAGCGGGCGGGGGGCGCCCUGUCGGGCAGCCGCGGCGGACGGGGCGGCAUGUGGGACGGGGACGACGACGUGCUGACCGGGACGGUUCGCUCGGGAACAGCGCGGAUGGGGACCAUGCAGACUGGCCUGCAAGCCACUGCCAGCGCCAUGGAGCAUGGUGGCGGCGGGGCGGGGGUGGGCCAGUACAACAACUGGGACCGGACCGCCCUGUCAGGGCUGCACGACGACAUGCCCAACAUGGGCACCGUGCAGAUGACCCACGGGCCCGGGCAGCUAGCGAUGCCGGGACCGGGCGCACGCGGCUUGGACUGCACAGCCGCCAAUCGCACCACCGCCUCGGACAGCCCCCUCAUGGGCUCGGUGAACCUAGGGAACAGCCGUACGCUCCGAUCCGGGAGCGCGGCAACGGCUGGUGGUGCGCUGGGUGCCAGCGCGGGCCGUAUUGGCAGCGCAGGCGGCGACCAGCCCGGCUCGCCAUACAAUGCUGGCGCAGGCGGGGCUUCGCCGUACCGCCCCGGCAGCAGCGUUGGUGGCGCUCCGUACCGCGGCAACGGCAGCGUGUCUUCGUCUCCUGACUCGCAGCGGUUUGUCGCACCUCCCGCGGCGCAAUACGGCGCCCAGGCUGGCGGGAGAUUGGGGUCCGCAGGGGCUGCUGUAUCUUCACCGCCGCAGCAGAAGCAGCUGCCACUGCAGCAGCCGUUGAGGUCCCAUGUGGGGUCUCCGGGCUACCCGCAUGAGGACGAUGAGGAGGACGGGGGCUACAGCGACGACUUUGAGGACGAUGAUGAGGAUGAGGGAGUGGCGCAGCAGCGCUGCCGGAUCAUCCAGAACGUUGAGGACAUGGCCUCCCGCGCCUACGACGGUCGCGACAGCAUCGCUGCCGUACAGGAGCGCGUCAUGCAGACGGGCGCGCUGUCCGACAAGGCGCGCGCCAUCCGGCAGGGCUGCCAGGCGCAGCUGGGGCCCAAGUUCGGGCCGGUGUACGACUACCUUAGCCGCGUGCGCCGCCUGGAGCCGCCGCCGGAGGAGAAGGAGGUGCAGCGGCGGCUGCUUGAGAUCGUGGGCGACAAGGGGCUGAUGCAGGGCUGCUUCACGGUGGACCAGCUGGUGUUCACAGAGCAGAUGUACUCGUGAGGCCGCCCCUGGUCCGCGACCCCGUGGUCCGUGGCCAGGGGGCCCCUGGUCCUGGUUCGGUUUGGAAGGGUGGUUAGCGGUGUGGGUGGUGUGCAGUGGCCGGGGUGGGUGUUGCCCUGGUAAUGUAACAUGCGUGGACUUGGCAAUUGGCACUCAUCGUGUGGCUAGGUUUGGAGCUUUGGGUAUACCGGUACUGCGUCAGCUUUAGCUGUGGUUGUAGAGCAGUGUGUCAGUGUGUCAUACAAGCGUGCACGUACCUGCCGGAAGGCUUGAUCUUGCUGUGAGGACCUGUGGCGUGAAUUGCCGCCGUCUGCAGCGAAAUGCUUGCGAUCGCAGGACCUCUUAGGUGCAGGGGCAUGCCUUGCGGCGCUAAUAGAAUACCGGUACUUUCUGUGAGCAUAGGUACAUGCGUGGGCGAAUAUUCGUAUUGCACACACUUUGCUACUGUGUAGCCUUGCCGUGACCGUUCUUGUAGUGGAAUUAGGGACCUCCUAUUAUCAGAGGUUGAAGGCAGUGAUGGCGGCGGAUAUGAAGGAAGCAUUGCCUGCUGAUACAUAAUCUGCGCUGUGAAUACUGCACUAGACUCUUGCACACAUGUAGGCGACGUUACAUGUCCUAUUGGGCACCGUGACCUCUAUACAGCCGUUGUGGCUGUCUUUCCUGGAGAGUGUUAGGAUGGUGUCCCAGGCUUGCCUUUGUUGCAUUGGUUUGGUGUAGCACACCCCUCCUGUCCCUAGUAAGUGGAUCGGGUGCAACUGUUUCACUGUUAAUGACCUCUCCGAAAUGGAAUACCACCUCUUAAAUGUGCCAGCGACACCAUGCACAGGCGUUGCCGUACCAACAACAACCACCGUAACAUCUCUAAACCCUUCUACUCGUCUCGCACCUC
This is a messenger RNA of Astrephomene gubernaculifera, 3531 nucleotides long. The record is from the annotation of a GenBank genome assembly. NCBI's taxonomy places the organism in Eukaryota, Viridiplantae, Chlorophyta, Chlorophyceae, Chlamydomonadales, Astrephomenaceae.